Molecule: messenger RNA, 1008 nt
Organism: Talaromyces amestolkiae
Lineage: Eukaryota; Fungi; Ascomycota; Eurotiomycetes; Eurotiales; Trichocomaceae
Exons: 5
Coding region: 1-1008 (335 amino acids)
Source: RefSeq, a predicted model, not a curated record
AUGGGCUCAAUCAGCGAUGACUUUUCAGUGCCCUCAGGAAGAGUCUUCUCCCAUGGGACCAAAGUUCACUAUGGAGACUUUCGUGAUGAUCUUCUGAGAGAUGGUUACGCGGUCGUCAAGGGCGCUGUGCCCCGUGAUCGGGCUUUGAAAUACGUUGAUCAGAUCUAUGACUGGUUGGAGGAAUUCGACCUCGGCUUCAAAAGAGACGACCCAUCCACCUUCCAUAAAGAUAAUCUUCCUGACAUCAACGAAAAGGGCAUGUGCCUGGGUUACGGUGUCUCCCACGAAUCCUUCACCUGGGCAGUUCGUCAAGAACCCGGCGUCGUAGAGGCAUUCGAAAAGGUCUACGACGACAAAGAUCUGAUCGUCUCUUUUGAUUCAAUUAACAUUAGCUUCCCCAAUCGUACAGAUAUCAAACCUAACAAGCCGUGGCCGCAUCAAGACCAGGAUCCCGAAAAGCCUGGGUUCAGGUGUCUGCAGGGUCUUGUGAAUCUGCUGCCUAAUGGACCUGAGGAUGGUGGGUUGAUUGUGUGUAAAGGUGCUCAUCUGUUGAGUGAGGAGUUUCAUCGGGAUUUCAAGGAGGAGGAGAAGAUCUGGUCUUGGACUAAAGAGUGGUAUGGCUUUACCGACGCUGGAUUGCAAUGGUUAAAAGACAAAGGUUGCGAAUGGGUCAAAGUCACUGCAGAGCCGGGUGACCUCCUGCUAUGGGACUCUCGCACACCUCACUACAACGUAUCAUCCAGAUCACAGCAGCCCCGAUUUGCGGUUUAUACCUGUUACAUGCCAGUCAGUGACGCGACUGAAGAGGAACUUCUCCGCAAGAAGAAGGCGUUUGACGAGUCUAUAAUGACGACUCACUGGCCAAAUGCUAUGCAUCUUGUUGAUUUGCCCGUACUGAGAAAUGGAGAGCCGGAUCCUUACAACAGAUCCAAGCCGCGAAAACCCGUUGAUUUGACUGAGCGUGGAUUCAAGUUGACUGGUAUUCCGUAUCUCAAGCAGGCUGCAUAA